CUCCGUGUUCGUCGUUCCUCUUGUUUGUGGGCAGAUUGACGGAGUUCUGUUCCUCGCGCUGACCCAGGGUCAGUGCCGGGGACCGGGUCUGUUCUGUGACGGACACACUUUCAUCAUGAUCGUGUCAGAAUGUGGAACUAAAGCUCACAUCGCUGCGGCUCAAGUCACACUUGUCCCCGUGUGUCGUGGUUGAGCUCCGGUGAUUUUUUCCCCCCGCGGACCUGAACGGAACCGCUGCUCGAACCGAACCGGCACCAUCCGCUGUUCCUCCAUCCGAACCCGGGAACAACCCUGCUCGGCCCCCUCUGCCACGGAGAACCGCUGCCGAGCAUGAGGCGUUUCAAGCCGCCGAUCGAACCCCGGAGACGCCGCUACGAGGGGGGACUUCACCCCGGAACCAGACACCGGUUCUCCCGUCAGAACCACCAGGAGACCCCCCUUGUUGUUAUUGAAGCAGCCGGGCUGCCCUCACCCCUCACCCGGCUCCUGCUGCUGUCAGGGUGCGAAACAAGGGGUCCCUGCAGUUUGAGGACAAGUGGGAUCUGAUGCGUCCCAUCGUUCUCAAGCUGCUCAGACAGGAGGCCGUCACCAAGCAACAGUGGUUCGACUUGUUCUCAGAUGUUCAUGCUGUGUGUCUAUGGGACGAUAAAGGACCGGCCAAGAUCCACCAAGCUCUGAAAGAGGACAUCCUCGACUUCAUCAAACAAGCACAGGCUCGGGUGCUGAGCCACCAGGACGACACGGCACUGCUAAAAGCUUACAUCAUAGAGUGGAGGAAGUUCUUCACCCAGUGCGACAUCCUGCCUAAGCCCUUCUGUCAGUUGGAGAUCACGCUCAUGGGCAAACAGGGCAGCAACAAGAAAGCAAACAUGGAGGACAGCAUCGUACGCAAGCUGAUGCUGGACACGUGGAACGAAUCGAUCUUUUCCAACAUCAAGAGCCGCCUGCAGGACAGCGCCAUGAAGUUAGUACACGCUGAGAGGCUGGGGGAGGCCUUCGACUCCCAGCUGGUUAUAGGAGUACGAGAGUCUUAUGUGAACCUGUGUUCGAACCCAGAGGACAAGCUGCAGAUCUACAGGGACAACUUUGAGAAAGCCUACCUGGACUCCACAGAGAGGUUUUACAGAACACAGGCACCCGCCUACCUGCAACAAAAUGGCGUCCAGAACUACAUGAAAUACGCAGACGCCAAGCUGAGAGAAGAGGAGAAGAGAGCACUUAGAUAUCUAGAGACACGUCGUGAAUGUAACUCUGUUCAAGCACUUAUGGAAUGUUGCGUGAACGCUCUGGUGACCUCGUUCAAAGAGACCAUCUUAGCUGAAUGUCCGGGGAUGAUCAAACGCAACGAGACAGACAAGCUGCACCUCAUGUUUUCCCUGAUGGACAAAGUUCCCAGCGGGAUCGAGCCAAUGCUGAAAGACCUGGAGGAACAUAUCGUCAGUGCUGGACUAGCAGACAUGGUGGCUGCUGCCGAGACAAUCACAACUGACUCCGAGAAGUACGUGGAGCAGUUGCUGACGUUGUUCAACCGGUUCAGUAAACUGGUGAAGGAGGCGUUUCAGGACGACCCUCGCUUCCUGACAGCCAGAGACAAGGCGUACAAAGCUGUGGUCAAUGAUGCCACCAUCUUCAAACUGGAGCUGCCAAUGAAACAGAAAGGUGUCGGUAUGAAGACUCAGCCGGAGUCAAAGUGUCCAGAGCUGCUGGCAAACUACUGCGACAUGUUGCUGCGGAAAACUCCUCUCAGCAAGAAACUGGGCUCAGAGGAAAUCGAGUUCAAACUCAAAGAAGUGCUCUUAGUGUUGAAGUACGUCCAGAAUAAAGACGUGUUCAUGCGCUACCACAAAGCUCACCUGACCAGACGCCUCAUCCUGGACAUUUCAGCCGACAGUGAGAUCGAGGAGAACAUGGUGGAGUGGCUCAGAGAAGUAGGGAUGCCCGCAGACUAUGUGAAUAAAUUGGCCAGAAUGUUUCAGGACAUCAAGGUGUCAGAAGACCUCAACCAGGUCUUCAAGGAGAUGCACAAACACAACAGGCUGGCACUGCCAGCGGACAGCGUGAACAUUAAGAUCCUGAACGCCGGAGCCUGGUCCCGCAGCAGUGAGAAGGUGUUUGUGUCGCUGCCCACAGAGCUGGAGGACCUGAUCCCUGAGGUGGAGGACUUCUACAAGAGGAACCACAGUGGCCGCAAACUCCACUGGCAUCACCUCAUGUCCAACGGCAUUAUCACCUUUAAAAAUGAAGUGGGCCAGUACGACCUGGAGGUGACGACCUUCCAGCUCGCCGUGUUGUUCGCCUGGAACCAGAGACCCAGAGAGAGAAUCAGCUUUGAGAACCUCAAACUGGCCACAGAGCUGCCGGACGCCGAGCUGCGCCGCACACUCUGGUCCCUCGUCGCCUUCCCCAAACUGAAGAGGCAGGUGUUGUCUUACGAUCCGCCGGUUAAUUCGCCCAAAGACUUCACAGACAGCACACUGUUCUACGUCAACCAGGAGUUCUCCCUCAUCAAGAACUCCAAAGUCCAGAAGCGAGGAAAGAUCAAUCUGAUUGGCCGACUGCAGCUGACCACUGAGCGAAUGAGAGAGGAGGAGAACGAAGGAAUCGUUCAGCUCAGAAUACUCCGAACUCAGGAGGCCAUCAUCCAAAUCAUGAAGAUGAGGAAGAGGAUCAGCAACGCCCAGCUGCAGACGGAGCUGGUGGAGAUCCUGAAGAACAUGUUUCUGCCGCAGAAGAAGAUGAUCAAGGAGCAGAUCGAGUGGCUCAUCGAACACAAGUACAUAAAGAGGGAGGAGGCCGACAUCAACACCUUCCUCUACAUGGCUUAGGCGGCGAUGGAGUCUGUGCUUCAGGAUCUGUUUUUUAACUCGUGGCCUGCGACCGGCGCUUUAAAAACCUGCAAGAAGAGGGGGGGGGGGGCGUGUUUGAAGAAGAGGAGAGGGGCGAUGAUGAGGACGGAGUGUGUUGAAGGACAAGACUGAGCGUUUUUAUGUUCGUGAGAUGCCAAACGUGUCAUCGGGAGUUAUUUUAAAGCGUAGUGUUGUGUCAUCAGGCUGCGUGUGUCUUUGCCGCCCUCUAGUGUCCGAUCAGAGGAGAAGGAUGACGCUGGGCGCCGUCUGCCGGGACUUCAGAAGAAAAUAAAUAUCGAGACAUUUAAAUGAAGUACUUCCUGCCUUACUUUCAUCAGCAGCCGACUGCAGAGGAAGAGGAGGAGCAGUGAGGAGGACACGCUGAUAUCAAUCCUUUGCUUUCACUUGAUGCCACCGCUGUCGUCUCAGCGGCAGCCAUUUUGCAUCCCUCCUAUUAUCUACGUUGGUCUUAUUUUUGAACGGGGAAGCGACGCGCUGCAAGUGAAAGCUACUUUUGAGGAGGAGUGGACACAGACUAGUUCCAACUACCGAGGAGUAUUUUGCCAAAUGGUGUGUGUUUGUGUGCGUGUGUGUGUGUGUGUCUGUACGUUUGGGGUUCGGGUGCAUGGUGUGUCUUUUUAAAUGUGUAUGUGUGUGCACUUUCAACAGCAUGCUGCUCUAUGACGUUUGUUUUUUGUUUUUUUUGUUCAGUGGAGGAUCCGUCACACUUGAGAAAAAUUAUGACAAGCUGCCGUUAAAACGCAGUUAUUAAGUUUUCCUUUCUGUUCGUUAACGAAAUCAGGUUAAGUUGAUCAGCAGAUAACACCCGAGUGUGUGUGUGUGUGUGUGUGUGUGUGUGUGUGUGUGUGUGUGUGUGUGUGUGCGUGUGCGUGUGUGUGUGUGUGUGUGUGUGUGUGCAGGACAAUUAUCAAACUGCAAACUAUUUAUUUUGUGUGUAAAAAAAACAACCUGUGAGAUUAAAAACCAGCUGAAUGAAUCAAAGAUGGACGUUACUAAAAUUGUCACCAGGUGCUUCUUGUUUUUAACGUACUAAAAAUAGAAACACACGCGAUCGAAGGUUAUGAAUGUUGUUCUUUGGAAAAUCAGUUCAAGUCCCUGAUGCUUAGAUUAUAUGUUAAAAAAGGAUUUGGUUCAGACUUUUAAAAGCUUUCUCGAUUUUAUUCUGUACGUAGGUUCGGCUGAAGAUGAUUGACGCCUCACACGUGUGAUUUGCGGAGGAUAGAAGAGAGAGAAUAAAAUCAAGAUAAAGUUUAAAAAGAGCCUCAACCUGAAUUCUUGAAGAGUUUUAAUUUCAAUAUAAUACAUUCAAUAUUUAACGAACAUAAAAGUUACACUCUGACGCUGCAGGAUCUCUGAAGUUAUGACUCAUCUCACUCCAACAGAGUUUUACUCUUAAUCCUUGAUUUUUUAGUUUUACCAUUUAAAAAGAAAAUAUAAUUUUUGGGUGAUUUAGAACAUUUGAAACAUUGCUGAUGAAAUAGAUCUGACCACAAAUCCCUCAGAGUCGUGGAAAGUUUGGGUGGCUGUUGGAAACUUCAGCUUUAUUGUGACAAAUCACCUUCUGGAUAUUUUUGCUGCAGGAGCAUCAUUUAUUUUUAAUCUUAUUUAAGAUUAAAUUUAGUUUUUCUCAUGUUCUGAUCUAGAUCGCUGCAUUUUUUAAGAACAUUUCAUAUAUUUCCAGUUUUAGAGAUUAAUGGCCGCGGUGACUCUCUGAUCUUUUCUGUGUCCGUUCAGUGAGAUAGGAAAGAGAAACGCUGCUGAGUGAAAACAGCGUCAUCAGUUGUGUUGAUGUCUGAGGUCAACUGUCAAAACUCAACAUUUCAAUCACGAGGAAACGAUCAUUUAAAAUCUUGUUUUCGCUUCAGUUUAAAAAAAUUUUUUCUGUGAGCUUUUGUUGUUGUUCUGCUCAGAUUCUGGAUUUCCUCUUAAACUUGAUCAUGAAAUCUGUGAGCAGGAAUAGUGAGUGU
Molecule: messenger RNA, 4834 nt
Organism: Paralichthys olivaceus (Japanese flounder)
Lineage: Eukaryota; Metazoa; Chordata; Actinopteri; Pleuronectiformes; Paralichthyidae
Product: cullin-5
Biological process (GO): protein ubiquitination; SCF-dependent proteasomal ubiquitin-dependent protein catabolic process
Cellular component (GO): SCF ubiquitin ligase complex; Cul5-RING ubiquitin ligase complex
Molecular function (GO): protein-macromolecule adaptor activity; ubiquitin protein ligase binding
Source: RefSeq, a predicted model, not a curated record